AUGACUACCUCUAAGCACGCCGAGAAGGGCCCCCCUUUCAGCUCUGUGGACAAUGAUUCGGGACAUGGCUCCAAUAUAGAUAUCGGUGUUGGCAGCAUCUUGAACACAAAGGCCGGUUCCCAGGCGUUGCAUCGCAAGCUUCGAGGAAAGGAAGUCCAGCUCUUUGCUAUUGGUGGAGCAAUUGGCACAUCUCUAUACGUUCAAAUGGGUGCUGCUUUGCCUAAGGGCGGUCCUGCAGGCCUCUUCAUUGCCUUCAUCAUAUGGGGCUGCGUCAUGUGGGCGGUGAAUGAGUGCUUCGCUGAGAUGGUAACCUACGUGCCUGUGCCGUCGCCUUUCGUCCGCUUUGCAGGCGAGUGGGUUGAUGAGGCAUUGGGAUUCGCCAUGGCAUGGAACUUCUUUCUCAACAUGGCGAUCCUCGUCCCUUUUGAGAUUGUCGCCAUGGGCAUCAUGAUCACCUUUUGGACCGACGCUGUCCCAAUUGUCGCGAUUAUCGUACCCAUGAUUGCUCUAUAUGCCCUUCUCAAUAUCAUUACUGUCCGAUAUUUCGGAAUUUCCGAGUUCUACCUUUCCAUAUUCAAGGUAUUGCUAAUGAUUGGCUUAUUCUUCUUUACCUUUAUCACUAUGGUCGGUGGCAAUCCGCUCCAGGAUGCAUAUGGGUUCAGAUUUUGGCAAAGCCCUGGGGCCUUCGUGGAGCACAACGCUUCCGGGAAUACGGGUAGAUUCCUUGGCAUCUUGUCCUGCAUGUACCAGGCGAGCUUUUCGGUUUGCGGACCUGAGUACAUUUCGAUGGUGGCUGCUGAGGCGGAGAACCCUCGCCGGAUUCUGCCACCGGCUUACAGGUCUUUCGUAUGGAGGAUCUUAUUCUUUUUCGUCGGCUCCGCGCUAUGCAUGGGAAUCGUGAUUCCGUAUGACGAUUCAACCUUGGCAGUCAUCCUGGGAGGUGAAAGCGGAGGAAAAGGCACUGGUGCGGCAUCGCCUUACAUUAUUGCUAUGAACCGCUUGCAGAUACACGUUCUCCCCCACAUUGUCAACGCCCUCAUCAUGACGUCCAUCUUCAGUGCUGGGAACGGCUUACUCUUUUCAGCCACACGCGUUCUCCAUGGCAUGUCCCUCACGGGUUACGCGCCAAAGGUAUUUUCACGGUGCACCAAGAACGGCGUGCCAUUAUACUCGCUACUUCUCUCCCUAUCCUUCUGCUUGCUGGCCUUCAUGCAGCUUAGUAGCACAUCGGCAGACGUUCUGGUCUAUCUGGUGGACCUGAUAACUUGCUGUCAACUUCUUAAUUACGGUUUCACGGCACUGACUUAUCGGCACUUUUACGCGGCGCUGAAGAAACAAGGAAUAUCACGAGAGACCCUACCUUACAAAGGUAGAUUCCAGCCGUAUACUUCAUACUUCGCUAUGGGUGGCACCUUGUUCAUGCUUCUGGCUGCCGGAUACGACCUGUUUCUGACUGGGGGGUGGGAUGUGAUGUGGUUCUUCUUGGACUACGGAAUGAUUGGCUUCUUUAUUUUGGCCUUUAUUGGCUGGAAGCUUUUCUUCAAAACACGUUAUGUCAGACCUGGCACUGCAGAAAUUAGCCUAGGCGGGAUCAAAGAGGAGAUUGAUCAAUAUGAAGCUUUGUAUAUACCUCGGGAACCCGGAAGGGUAGGCAGGCUGAUCAAUAAGGUGUUUGAGUGA
Molecule: messenger RNA, 1680 nt
Organism: Colletotrichum graminicola M1.001
Lineage: Eukaryota; Fungi; Ascomycota; Sordariomycetes; Glomerellales; Glomerellaceae
Product: amino acid permease
Exons: 4
Coding region: 1-1680 (559 amino acids)
Biological process (GO): amino acid transmembrane transport
Cellular component (GO): membrane
Molecular function (GO): amino acid transmembrane transporter activity
Source: RefSeq, a predicted model, not a curated record